AUGGCUUCAAGAAAUCAAGGAUUCGCCAAUUAUCCUGGCAGUCGUAUUGGUAGCCACUUAUUAAGAGAUCAUCCAAUGCUUAUUCAUUUGUUAGCGCAUGAUCUAGAUGCAUACAAUGUCGCUGUUAGUGAUUGGCGCUCAUUAGGAAGUCGGUUAGGACUGCCAUUUGAUGAUAUUAUGUCCUACGAAAAUUGCAAAAGUCCAACUACUGCUAUGCUAAGUGAAUUAUCGGUGCGAUAUUCUAUAACUAUUAUUGAUGUGGUGCGUGCCUGUCACGGAAUUCAUGCCAGCAAGGCUUUACGUACCUUAUGGGACUAUGAGGAAGAAUUACAAGAACCUGGCAAAACUAUUAUUAUCAUCGUUUAUACGUAUGACUGUGAAUCGCCUGCACUUGGAUUGAAAAACAAUAUUUGUCGCCAAACACAUGAUCGUGUAGAUGUUCGACCGUUGGUAUACGAUAACGGUUUUGCGCUUUAUGACUCUAAUCGAAGAAUAUGGGAUAUGGCUCAGACAAUCAUAUUUAUUUGUAGCGAAGAAAAUCUCAAGCUUUACAGGGCUCAUCACCCGUUGUAUUACCUUUCUAAAAUGCCUGCAUCAAGCAAUUCCGAUUUACGUAUACCUAUGGACAACGAAAUGCACAGAAAUAAAGGUCGUAAUCCGCGUUUUUCUUUUGUACUUUGCAACGGAGUAUGUCCGCAAGAUUUUAUGGAAGUUUUUGGUGUCAGGCACUAUAUCUUUUAUUGGCAAUCGGAUACACUUAUAAAAAACAUUCAUUCCAUCGAAAACUAUCAGGCCCCAGCAAUAGGACCAAUUGUGCAACCUAGACAAAUACAAGAUUUCUAG
This is a messenger RNA of Trichoplax adhaerens, 843 nucleotides long. RefSeq lists its product as uncharacterized. NCBI's taxonomy places the organism in Eukaryota, Metazoa, Placozoa, Uniplacotomia, Trichoplacea, Trichoplacidae. The transcript is spliced from 2 exons. Bases 1 to 843 code for a protein of 280 amino acids. The record is from RefSeq and is a predicted model, not a curated record.